AUGAGCACCGUGGACCUUGCCCGUGUUGGCGCGUGUGUCCUGAAGCACGCGGUCACCGGAGAGGCCGUAGAGCUGCGGAGCCUGUGGCAGGAGCAGGCGUGCGUGGUGGCCGGCUUGCGGCGCUUCGGCUGCAUGGUGUGUCGCUGGAUCGCCCGGGACCUCAGCAACCUCAAGGGGCUCCUGGACCAGCACGGCGUGCGCCUGGUGGGCGUGGGGCCGGAGGCCCUAGGCCUGCAGGAGUUCCUGGAUGGUGGCUACUUCGCAGGAGAGCUCUACCUGGACGAAAGCAAGCAGUUUUACAAGGAGCUGGGCUUCAAGCGGUACAAUAGCUUGAGCAUCCUGCCGGCUGCCCUGGGGAAGCCUGUUCGCGAUGUGGCUGCCAAGGCCAAGGCUGUCGGCAUCCAGGGGAAUCUGUCCGGGGAUCUGCUGCAGAGCGGAGGGCUGCUCGUGGUUGCCAAAGGUGGUGAUAAAGUGCUGCUGCACUUUGUCCAGAAGUCCCCGGGUGACUACGCCCCGCCGGAGAGCAUCCUGCAGGCCUUGGGCAUCUCUGCAGAGGUCGGCCCCAGCGAGCCGCCCCAGUGUGAUGAAGAGGCAUGCUCAAGGUGA
Molecule: messenger RNA, 606 nt
Organism: Rangifer tarandus platyrhynchus (Svalbard reindeer)
Lineage: Eukaryota; Metazoa; Chordata; Mammalia; Artiodactyla; Cervidae
Source: the annotation of a GenBank genome assembly